This is a messenger RNA of Necator americanus (New World hookworm), 354 nucleotides long. RefSeq lists its product as uncharacterized. Gene Ontology annotation, biological process: replication fork processing; DNA integration; mitotic DNA integrity checkpoint signaling. The coding region runs from base 1 to 354 and encodes 117 amino acids. Lineage: Eukaryota; Metazoa; Nematoda; Chromadorea; Rhabditida; Ancylostomatidae. Gene Ontology annotation, molecular function: single-stranded DNA binding; DNA topoisomerase binding; histone H3K36 methyltransferase activity. The transcript has a single exon. The record is from RefSeq and is a predicted model, not a curated record. Gene Ontology annotation, cellular component: site of double-strand break; condensed chromosome; nucleus.
AUGAGAAUGCUUGUGAAAAAUCGUACCCAUUUUCGCCAUACUACGCUCCACCACUUGGAGAAAGAUCGGGAUGCGGCACAGCUAUUUCGCGAUCUCAACUACCUUUUUGGCGAUGGUACAGUCAGCAAAAGCCAAGUUGAAAGAAUGUUCGGGAGGUUCAAAUCGGGCAACACUAACCUCGCAGAUGAAGAAGGAAGAGGGCGACCAUCAGAUUUUGACCACGGGGUGCUUUUGGCAGCCCUGGAAGAGGGCGGAAGCUUGAAAACCAGAAUGUUGGCCGAUGAUAUCAUUGUGAGCCAUUCCGAUCAUAGUUCGUCGUCUCAAAAAUAUUGGGAAGGUAUGGGAAUUAGAUGA